AUGGAAGAACAAAAUAAUAUCUUUCAGAAGAAUUUCAGUCCCAAAAUCUCAGAAAUCAGAGCUUCUCUGUCUCAGAUCAUACUAGCAGGAGGACCAAACACACUCGACUCGAUCUUCUCGCUUCUCACUCCUUCCUCCGGUGAAUCCGCCACAACAUCCCUCGACACUCUCAAUCCUUCGCCUCCGCCGCCGUCGCAGCUCGGCUCCUCCGUCUAUCUCCGGCAACGAGAUCUUAUCGAGAGACUCCACCUUCAAAACAGAGCAAUCUACACUCCUCCUCCUCUGUUUUCCUCAUCGUUCGAUCAUCAAGCUUCUGAGCUAAUGCUCCAAGCUGCGACCGCGACUCCUGCCGCCGCCUUCGCCGCGGCGUUAGCGGCUGGGAGGACGCAGAAAAAGAAGAAGCUUUACAGAGGAGUGAGGCAGAGACAUUGGGGAAAAUGGGUUGCAGAGAUAAGAUUGCCGCAAAACAGAAUGAGGGUUUGGUUAGGUACUUACGACACGGCGGAAGCCGCCGCUUACGCUUACGAUCGCGCCGCCUAUAAGCUACGUGGAGAAUACGCUCGUCUCAAUUUCCCGAAUCUCAAGGAUCCGAGUGAGUUGCUCGGACUCGGAGAUUCCUCCAAGCUAAUAGCUCUCAAAAGCGCAGUCGACGGGAAGAUCCAAUCGAUUUGCCAGAGAGUUAGAAGAGAGAGAGCCAAAAAGAGCGGGAAAGUGAGCAAAAACUCGUCGGCGGCGACGGCAGAUUCUUCGUAUACGUCAUCGCCGGAGAUUCUGUCUUCCCCGACGGCAACGGCGACUGCUACUGCGGUUAAUUCAGAGGAUAGUUACUGGAACUCGCCAAUGGGUGUAUGGAACAGCGAGAAUAGUUCACCGGCGUCGGUUUCGAUCUCCGAUGAAGUUCCGGCGACAAUGACGGCGGCAGAGGAAGAUACGAUGAUGGGAGUGGAUACUGAUGGGUUUUUGCUUGCGAGGAUGCCGUCGUUCGACGCAGAGCUUAUUUGGCAAGUUCUCGCCAAUUGA
Thlaspi arvense is the source of this 1020-nucleotide messenger RNA. NCBI's taxonomy places the organism in Eukaryota, Viridiplantae, Streptophyta, Magnoliopsida, Brassicales, Brassicaceae. The record is from the annotation of a GenBank genome assembly.